This is a messenger RNA of Juglans microcarpa x Juglans regia, 4117 nucleotides long. Its product is annotated as phytosulfokine receptor 2. Bases 763 to 3921 code for a protein of 1052 amino acids. The record is from RefSeq and is a predicted model, not a curated record. The transcript has a single exon. Gene Ontology annotation, molecular function: protein binding; ATP binding; protein kinase activity. Gene Ontology annotation, biological process: protein phosphorylation. Lineage: Eukaryota; Viridiplantae; Streptophyta; Magnoliopsida; Fagales; Juglandaceae.
UACUCGCUUGGUUAAAGUUCCUUUCUUUUCUUAUGCUUCCUCGGUUCCUUAGCUCUCUUGUUCGGUGGCUGAAAUCUUUGAUCUUGGGAUUUGAUAUCAUUUAUCCAUUUGGCUUUACAGGUUAUUGUUGCUUAACUUGCACGUUGUUGUUUUUUUAGUAUUAUCAUUUUAAAGCUCCUUGGGUGUUUCGGAGGCGGGUUAGGAGUUCCUUCAAUCGGGGACGUAUUUUUUUAUUCUCUGCAAUACCGUUGCUUGUUCAUCAAAAUAGGGUUUUGGGUUCCUUGAUUAUUGGUCAAGGGCUUUGAUUUCUGGUGGGGACUGGGUAUCUCAGUGGUUCUACUGGUAUUUAUUACCGCUUCACUUUUUUAAUGCUCACUGUUAAUUGCUUCACUUGCAAGCUGUUGUUUGUUGGUCCUUUUGUGGUUUCUGAGGUAUUUUGAGAUGUGGGUAUUCGUUUUCUACAAGUGUCGGUGUUUGUUGAACACGUUCAGAAGUAGGGUUCUGGUGGGAUCCUAAAAUUACUGGUCUAGGGAACUGAUUUCUGGUGGGGAUUGGUGAUCUCAAUUGUCGUGCUCGAAAUUCUUGCUUCAUUUGCAAGCUGAAAGUUGGGGUUUUUUUGGUGGUUCUUUUGGCAUGUGGGUAUGCAUGGUUCUUCAUUUGGAUUUCUUAUUGCUUCUGGAAAGCAGCGCACGCAGAAUGAUAACAGGUUCAGCUAAGUUAUUGGCUUUACUUUGAGCUUGAAAAUCUCCUGUGGUUUCAGUAAUGGUGGUGCUUCCGUAUUUUCCAAUGACUUUCCUCAAAUGGCUAUGCUUGGCUUGCUUUCUUUAUUCAUCUUUGGGUCUGGAUAACCCAAACCCAUCCUGUGAUCCACAUGAUCUGUUGGCGCUGAAGGAAUUUGCAGGAAACCUCACAAAUGGGUCCAUUGUCAGUGCCUGGUCCAAUGAAUCCGUUUGCUGCAAAUGGCAUGGUGUUGUCUGUGACAAUAUGAACGGUAACUUUUCAGUUGCUAGAGUGACCAAGUUGUUUCUCUCCCAAAUGGGUCUCGAAGGGACAAUUUCAAAUUCUCUGUGUCGAUUGGACCAGCUGAAUUUGCUUGAUCUUUCGAGCAAUCAUCUCAAUGGUGAAUUGCCCCCAGACCUCUCAACCUUGAAGCGGCUGGAAGUUCUUGAUUUGAGCCAUAACUGUCUAUCAGGACCAGUUUCAGAAGCGCUUUCUGGUCUUGAAUCCAUUCAAAUACUGAACAUCUCUAGCAACUCAUUCAAUGGGAAUUUUCCGGGACUCUGGGGAUUUCCAAAUCUUCUUGUGUUCAAUAUUAGCAACAAUUCAUUCACCGGCCAGUUAGAUUCUCAUAUUUGCAGUUCCUCAAAUGGGAUUCAGAUUCUUGACUUAUCGGUGAACCACUUGUUGGGCGGUCUUGAAGGCUUGGACAAUUGCAGCACAUCUCUGCAACAAUUACAUGUGGAUUACAAUUCACUUUCAGGGCCUCUUCCUGAUUCCUUGUAUUAUAUGACAGCUUUGGAGCAACUCUCGGUGUCUGGGAACAACUUCUCUGGCCAAUUAAGCAAGAAACUGAGUAAGCUCGCUAGCCUUAAAGCCUUAGUUAUUUCUGCAAACCAAUUUUCUGGCAAACUGCCAAAUGUGUUUGGGAACCUUACAAAUCUAGAACUGUUAUCUGCACACUCGAAUUCAUUUACUGGGCCAUUGCCAGCCACCCUUGCACUCUGCUCAAAGCUCAGAGUGCUGGAUCUUCGCAACAAUUCGUUUGUGGGUCCUAUUGAUCUUAAUUUCACUGCUUUGCCCAAUCUGUGCACGCUUGAUCUUGCCUCUAAUCAUUUGUCAGGGCCUCUUCCGAAUUCCCUAUCUAGUUGUCGUGAGUUAAAGAUUUUGAGCCUUGCUAAGAAUGAAUUGACUGGCUUAAUCCCUGAAGAUUUUUCAAAUCUUGCAUCGCUGUCAUUUCUUUCAUUGUCGAAUAACAGCUUUGGGAACUUAUCGUGGACGCUAUCUGUGCUGCAGCAUUGCAAAAAUCUCACCACUCUUAUCCUUACCAAGAACUUCCAUGGUGAUGACAUUCCUAAAAAUGUGAGUGGAUUUGAGAACUUGAUGAUUUUGGCGCUUGGGAACUGUGCUCUGAAAGGCCAAAUCCCCGGUUGGUUAUUGAGUUGUCAGAAGUUGCAAGUUCUGGACUUGUCUUGGAAUCACUUGAAUGGCAGUGUACCGCCUUGGGUUGGUCAGAUGGAGAGUUUGUUUUACUUGGACUUCUCAAAUAACUCUCUCACAGGUGAAUUGCCAAAAAGUUUGACUGAGCUUAAGAGCCUCAUUUAUUUAAAUUUUAGUGCCCCAAUUCGUACUGCUUAUACUGGUAUUCCACUCUAUGUAAAGCGAAACCAGAGUGCUAACGGUCUGCAAUACAACCAGGCCUCAAGUUUUCCCCCCUCAAUAUACUUGAGCAAUAACAGAAUAAGCGGAAUGAUAUCCCCUGAAAUUGGGCAAUUAAAAGAGCUACACGUUUUAGAUUUGAGCAGAAACAACAUUACAGGGACCAUCCCUAGCUCCAUUUCCGAGAUGGGUAACUUGGAAGUAUUGGAUUUAUCAUAUAAUAAUCUAUAUGGAUCAAUCCCACCGUCAUUCAGCAAGCUCACUUUCUUGUCAAAGUUUAGUGUGGCAUAUAACCACUUGCGUGGAGCAAUUCCAAGUGGAACACAGUUCUCAAGCUUUCCCAACUCGAGCUUUGAGGGCAACCUGGGACUUUGUGGGCAAAUGUAUUCCGCUUGUGCCUUUGGGGAGGGGAAUACAGGAAAACCUGUUAUUCCAUUGGGUUCAAACAGCAAGUUUGGUCGAGGCAGCAUCUUUAGCAUAACAAUCAGUAUUGGUUUGGGAGUUGCUGUGCUACUUGCAAUUGCUCUGCUUAAAAUGUCCAGGAGGAAUGUGAAGGAUCCAGUUGAUAACCUUGACGAAGAACUCAGCAGGCCACGCCGGUUAUCUGAGGCUCUUGGGCCUUCAAAGCUGGUACUCUUUCAGAACUCAGAAUGCAAAGAUCUCACAGUUGCAGACUUGCUGAAAUCUACAAACAAUUUCAACCAAGCAAACAUAAUUGGUUGCGGUGGAUUUGGUCUGGUUUACAAAGCCAACUUUCCCAACGGGACAAAAGCUGCAAUCAAGAGACUCUCUGGGGAUUGUGGUCAGAUGGAACGUGAAUUCCAAGCUGAAGUGGAAGCCCUAUCAAGAGCUCAGCAUAAAAAUCUUGUUGCUCUUCAAGGUUACUGCCGAUAUGGUAGUGACAGGUUAUUAAUUUACUCCUAUAUGGAGAAUGGAAGUUUGGAUUAUUGGCUGCAUGAGAAUGUUGAUGGGGGUUCAGUUCUAAAAUGGGAUGUAAGACUCAGGAUAGCUCAAGGUGCAGCUCGUGGAUUAGCUUACUUGCACAAGGGUUGUGAGCCAAACAUAGUUCAUCGAGAUGUAAAAUCUAGCAACAUCCUUUUGGGUGAAAGUUUUGAAGCUCAUUUGGCUGAUUUUGGUCUCUCAAGGCUACUGAACCCUUAUGAUACUCAUGUCACUACGGAUUUGGUUGGAACUUUGGGCUAUAUCCCUCCUGAAUAUAGUCAAACUUUAACGGCGACUUUCCGCGGUGAUGUUUAUAGUUUUGGAGUUGUUCUUCUGGAGCUUCUUACUAGUAGAAGGCCCGUGGAAGUUUGCAAAGGCAAAAACAGCAGGGACUUGGUGUCUUGGGUGUUGCAGAUGAAAUAUGAGAAGAGAGAGGAGGAAAUUAUAGAUUCAGCAAUAUGGGAUAAGGAUCAUGAGAAGCAGCUAUUAGAGGUGCUUGUUAUUGCCUGUAAAUGCAUAGACCAAGAUCCAAGAAAGAGGCCCUCUAUAGAACAAGUGGUGUCAUGGCUUGAUGGUGUUGGAUUUAAAGAUGUACAACAAUGAACUCCGUUGGUUUAUCUCUUCUAAUUGCAUGUCCGGAUUCCCAGAAAAGGAAAGUAUACCUGUAAAGAAACAUUGUCCCACCUUCCUACAAGGUCGGAGUGAGUUUCAACGAGUGACUGACAGAUGACCUUGUAUACACAGGCUAUUUGGCCAUUUCUUUCCCCUGAAAUAAGCAUUUAUAAGAAUUUCUAAAUUA